Molecule: messenger RNA, 290 nt
Organism: Acaulospora morrowiae
Lineage: Eukaryota; Fungi; Glomeromycota; Glomeromycetes; Diversisporales; Acaulosporaceae
Source: the annotation of a GenBank genome assembly
AUGACUCGAAUCCAUAUAUUAUCAGAUAUAGGUGAAGGCAAAAAACUAGGAGACAUACUAUAUAAUCGAUAUCCAGCUAGUCGAGCUGAACUUGAAAAUCAACUUGUUUAUGCAAAUAAAGAUCGAGAAAUCGCUAUAGAAUGUGGUAAUCGACUUAUUAAUAAAUGUACUAUCUUGUAUAAAGACAAUAAGCGUAUACAAAAGGAUCUAAAUCAGUCAAAUAAAGAUAAAGAAAAACUUUCUAAACAUGUUUACCAACUUAUAGAAGAGAUUAAGCAAUUGAGGUCAGA